Hyalella azteca is the source of this 304-nucleotide messenger RNA. RefSeq names its product ammonium transporter Rh type C-like. Bases 43 to 273 code for a protein of 76 amino acids. Gene Ontology annotation, cellular component: plasma membrane. The transcript is spliced from 2 exons. Gene Ontology annotation, molecular function: ammonium channel activity. The record is from RefSeq and is a predicted model, not a curated record. Lineage: Eukaryota; Metazoa; Arthropoda; Malacostraca; Amphipoda; Hyalellidae. Gene Ontology annotation, biological process: ammonium homeostasis; ammonium transmembrane transport.
AGCACACUGGCAGGAGGUGUAGCCAUUGGCACGUCGGCCGACAUGAUGGCACAGCCCUUCGGUGCCCUCAUCAUCGGCUCCAUCGCCGGCAUCGUCUCUGUCGUCGGCUACCACCAUCUUUCUCCGGUGCUGUCGCGUAAACUGAGGGUCCACGACACAUGCGGCGUGCACAACCUGCACGGCAUGCCAGCCCUCAUCGCAGGCAUCGCCGGUGCCCUCUACUGCUUCCUGGCCACUGAACAGGACUACGGCCUCAGGUACAACUGCUGCUAGACUACGGCCUCAGGUACAACUGCUGCUAGAC